UCCGCCUCACGCCGCCGCCGCCGCCUCACCAGAACCCACCACCAGCGUGUGGGCGCCACAUCCUCCGUCGCCGCGACAACGUCGACGGCUCCAUGACUAUGAUGACCCCUCCCCCAGUCGAGCAGCAGCAGGAGGACGAGGAGAUGCUCGUGCCGCACCAGGAGCUCCCUGCCGUCACCGCUGCCGCCGCCGCCCCUGAUGCUGCCCAGCCAAUGGAAGUUGUGGCGCAGACAGAGCCUGCCAACACGGCGGAGAGCCAGCCACCGGAGGACCCGCAAACUUCGCGCUUCACGUGGACGAUUGAGAACUUCACCAGGAUCAACACGAAGAAGCACUACUCAGAACCGUUUGUUGUUGGAGGAUUUAAAUGGCGUGUGCUAAUUUUCGCCAAGGGGAACAAUGUGGACCAUUUCUCUAUGUACUUGGAUGUUGCGGACUCGGCAAGCCUCCCUUACGGAUGGAACCGCUAUGCUCAGUUCAGCUUGGCUGUUGUGCACCAGAUCAUUCCAAAGUAUACCAUUCGGAAAGAUACUCAACAUCAAUUUAAUGCACGGGAGAGUGACUGGGGUUUCACAUCAUUUAUGCCUUUGAGUGAUCUGUAUGACCCAAGUAAGGGCUACCUUGUUAACGACACCGUUGUUGUGGAAGCUGAGGUUGCUGUUCGCCGAAUGGUUGAUUACUGGACUUAUGACUCAAAAAAGGAAACAGGAUAUGUUGGUCUAAAGAAUCAAGGAGCUACCUGUUAUAUGAACUCUCUUCUACAAACACUGUAUCAUAUACCAUACUUCAGGAAGGCUGUAUAUCAUAUGCCAACUACUGAGAAUGACAUGCCAUCUGGGAGUAUUCCUUUAGCCCUGCAGAGCCUUUUUUACAAGCUCCAAUACAGUGACAAUAGCGUAGCUACAAAGGAGUUGACCAAAUCUUUUGGAUGGGACACUUAUGAUUCUUUCAUGCAGCAUGAUGUUCAAGAGCUCAACAGAGUUCUUUGUGAGAAACUUGAAGACAAAAUGAAGGGAACUGUUGUGGAAGGAACAAUUGAACAAUUAUUUGAAGGGCACCAUAUUAAUUAUAUCGAGUGCAUUAAUGUUGACUAUAAAUCCAACAGAAAAGAAUCCUUUUACGAUCUACAGCUUGAUGUUAAAGGUUGUCGUGAUGUUUAUGCGUCAUUUGAUAAAUAUGUUGAAGUGGAGCGUCUAGAGGGUGAUAACAAAUAUCAUGCAGAGCAGUAUGGCUUACAGGAUGCAAAGAAGGGUGUCCUCUUCCUUGAUUUCCCUCCUGUUUUGCAACUUCAACUGAAGCGUUUUGAGUAUGAUUACAUGCGAGAUACAAUGGUUAAGAUUAACGACCGGUAUGAGUUCCCACUUCAACUUGAUCUUGAUAGAGAUGACGGGAAAUAUCUUGCUCCUGAUGCGGACAGAAGUAUCAGGAACCUUUAUACUCUUCACAGCGUUCUUGUUCAUAGCGGAGGAGUACACGGCGGUCAUUACUAUGCUUUCAUACGGCCUACACUCUCAGAUCAAUGGUAUAAAUUUGAUGAUGAAAGGGUAACAAAAGAAGAUACUAAAAAGGCCCUUGAAGAGCAAUAUGGGGGCGAAGAAGAGUUGCCUCAAAUAAACCCUGGUUUCAAUAACACCCCAUUUAAAUUCACUAAGUAUUCAAAUGCAUACAUGCUUGUCUAUAUUCGUGAAAGCGACAAGGAUAAAAUAAUGUGUAAUGUUGAUGAGAAGGACAUUGCUGAGCAUUUGCGGAUAAGGUUGAAGAAAGAACAAGAAGAGAAGGAACACAAGAAGAAGGAAAAGGCUGAAGCUCAUCUCUACACCAUCAUAAAGGUUGCUCGAGAUGAGGACUUGAAGGAACAGAUUGGUAAGAAUAUAUAUUUUGAUCUGGUGGACCAUGAAAAGGUUCGCAGCUUCCGCAUACAGAAGCAACUACCUUUUACCUCAUUUAAGGAAGAAGUCGCAAAGGAAUAUGGGAUCCCUGUACAGUUUCAGCGCUUCUGGCUUUGGGCUAAGAGGCAAAACCAUACAUACCGACCUAAUCGUCCACUGGGCCCUCAGGAAGAAGCACAAUCAGUGGGGCAACUUAGGGAGGUCUCUAACAAGGCACACAAUGCUGAGUUGAAGUUGUUUCUGGAAGUAGAGACUGGACUGGAUCUGCGGCCAAUUCGUCCUCCUGAGAAGAGCAAGGAGGACAUAUUACUCUUCUUUAAACUUUAUGACCCUGAAAAGGAAGAACUUAGUUUUGUUGGCAGGCUUUUUGUGAAGUCUACAGGAAAACCAUCUGAAAUCCUGACAAAAUUGAAUGAAAUGGCUGGAUUUGCUCCAAAUGAAGAAAUCUGGCUAUAUGAGGAAAUUAAGUUUGAGCCAAAUGUGAUGUGUGAGCAUAUUGACAAGAAAUUAACUUUCCGUUCCAGUCAGCUUGAAGAUGGAGACAUAAUAUGUUUCCAAUCAGAAGCAAAGACCCGAGUUCGGUAUCCAGACGUUCCUUCAUUUUUGGAGUAUGUACAUAAUAGGCAGGUUGUGCACUUUCGGUCUCUGGAGAAACCGAAGGAGGAUGAUUUUUGUUUGGAAUUAUCGAAGCUUCAUACUUAUGAUGAUGUUGUUGAGAGAGUUGCACGCCAACUUGGCUUGGAUGAUCCAUCAAAAAUUCGUCUUACCUCACACAACUGUUAUUCCCAGCAACCUAAACCACAACCAAUCAGAUACCGUGGAGUAGAGCACCUAUUGGAUAUGCUUGUCCAUUAUAAUCAGACUUCUGACAUCUUGUAUUAUGAGGUUCUGGACAUUCCACUGCCAGAAUUGCAGUGUUUGAAAACUCUUAAAGUUGCAUUCCACCAUGCAACUAAGGAUGAGGUUGUAAUCCAUAGCAUAAGACUACCAAAAAAUAGCACCAUCAGUGAUGUGAUUGCUGACCUAAAAACCAAGGUUGAACUGUCCAAUCCUGAUGCUGAACUCCGCUUGCUUGAAGUAUUCUACCAUAAGAUUUACAAGAUAUUUCCACCUCAUGAGAAAAUAGAGAACAUAAAUGAUCAGUACUGGACACUACGUGCGGAGGAGAUCCCAGAGGAAGAGACGAAUCUUGGCCCACAUGACCGGUUGAUUCAUGUUUACCAUUUCAUGAAAGAUCCUAAUCAAAACCAGCAGAUUCAGAAUUUUGGAGAUCCAUUUUUGCUGGUCAUCCGUGAAGGUGAGACUGCAGCAGAGAUAUUAGAACGUAUUCAAAGAAAACUUCGAGUUCCUGACGAGGAGUUCUCCAAGUGGAAGCUUGCUUUCAUAUCCAUGAAUCGGCCUGAAUACCUCCAGGAUGUUGAUGUUGUAUCUGCACGAUUUCAGAGGAGAGAUGUUUAUGGGGCUUGGGAACAAUACCUUGGCUUGGAGCAUACUGACACAACACCGAAAAGGUCUUAUACAGCCAAUCAGAAUCGUCACACUUUUGAGAAGCCUGUGAAAAUUUAUAAUUGAGAAGAUUUCUAGCUGGGCUUGAAGCCUGGAACAAAAGGCCUUGUCCGGACAGCAUGCCAAAGAGGAUGACAAAGUAACACGACCUCGACAGAAGAAAAAUGGCAACAGAACAUAUGGCCACUUAUGUGCCAAGGCCUAUAUUGUUCGUCGCUGGUUGACGGUGUUGGUUCAGCUUACUUGCGAUGUAGUUGGCAGCAGGGAUUUUUUUUCAAGGCUUUCCAUCUUGUUCCCAGGGAAAAAAACGAUUGUGUCGAGUGUGAUGGCUCCUCUAGGAUAAUGUAGAUGUUGCUUUAUUUGUGUAGAGCAAAGCUGGUAUAUAAGAAAAAAAAAGAUUUUGGUAGGGGCAUGUAUACAGAAUUAUAGCCGUGACUGAUUGCUUUAUUUGCUUCUCCUGUUUCUGGUAGCCUGGAGCAUUGGGAGAUCUUGCUGGUAGGCUGGUAGCAGUGGGAGAUCGCAUAAUGGGGUUUGAUGUUGGUUCCAAUUUUCCAUGUCUAUUGACAAAUGUAAGAGAAUAAUUUGCCAGAUAGUGUAGCUUUGAGUUCCUGUCAGCA
Molecule: messenger RNA, 4012 nt
Organism: Oryza brachyantha (malo sina)
Lineage: Eukaryota; Viridiplantae; Streptophyta; Magnoliopsida; Poales; Poaceae
Product: ubiquitin C-terminal hydrolase 12-like
Exons: 32
Coding region: 93-3461 (1122 amino acids)
Biological process (GO): protein deubiquitination; regulation of protein stability
Cellular component (GO): nucleus; cytosol
Molecular function (GO): protein binding; cysteine-type deubiquitinase activity; cysteine-type endopeptidase activity
Source: RefSeq, a predicted model, not a curated record